AAAACAGUCAGUCGGUGUUUCAUAAUCAUGUAGUCUAUAGAAUGAAAUGAAUAUGUCUAACUGGCUUAUGUCGUGUCGUCCAUAAUAUAAUCAUAAGUGUUUCUGGGACUGCCCUUAGAGUUAUAUUUCCAUUUUACAAUAAGAAUUUUUAUAUUAUGUAAAAAAUAAUAGUUUAAAAUGAUAAUUUCUCGUUUACGGUUAAUUACAUUUGAUGUGACAGAUACUCUACUAAAAUUUCGAUCUGGUCCUGGUCACCAAUAUGGAGAAAUCGCUGCUAUAUAUGGAAUUUUGUGUGACAGGAACAUUUUAAGUGCUAAUUUUAAAGCUCAUUGGCGUAAAAUGAAUCAAGAACACCCCAAUUUUGGUCUAUAUUCGGGACUGGGAUGGGAGCAUUGGUGGAAAAUGGUAGUUAAAGGUACAUUUAAAGAUUCUCACUUUAAUUUGGAUGAUAAAAAGCUAGACAAUGUUGCUUCACAUUUAAUAGAAAUUUAUAAAACUUCUAUUUGCUGGGAACAGUGUCAUGGUGUUUCUGAACUGUUGUCGUAUAUACGAAGUAAAGGUAUUCCUAUCGGAAUUAUAUCUAACUUUGACCCAAGGUUAAGUACAACACUUGUAAACACAAGACUUAGGCAUUAUUUUCAAUUUGUUCUUACUUCAUAUGAAGUAGGAGUUGAAAAACCUGACACAAAAAUUUUUGAGGAAGCAAUGAAAGCUUCCAAGUUAAAAAAUCUGAAGCCAGAAGAAUGCUUACAUAUUGGAGACAAAACUGCACUAGACUAUUUAGGCGCUAGGAGUAGUGGUUGGCAUGGAGCGGUAAUUAUUGAUAGAAAUCCAGAAUUAUUAAAGGAACAAUAUCCAGUUGUAGAAACGAAUCAUUUAUUCAAAGAUUUAUUUCAUUUACAAAAAUAUUUUAUUAACAGUACAAGAGAAAAAUUAACUGGACACUCUCUCUAUUAGAGAACAUAAACUUGUACAUAAUAUAGCCAAAUUCUAUUAAUUCUUCAGGAGUAGUGACGAGAUUCUAAAUAAAUAAGAACUCAAAAAAUAUGUGAUUGGAAUAGUGCAAUAAAUAUUUUAAUGAACAUUAAGUGUUUAUAAAUAAAACAGAAAUGCUGUAUUAAAAUAUUACUAAUUAUAGUCUAUUAAUGUAGA
Molecule: messenger RNA, 1152 nt
Organism: Anoplophora glabripennis (Asian longhorned beetle)
Lineage: Eukaryota; Metazoa; Arthropoda; Insecta; Coleoptera; Cerambycidae
Gene: Reg-2
Product: rhythmically expressed gene 2 protein
Exons: 1
Coding region: 178-957 (259 amino acids)
Source: RefSeq, a predicted model, not a curated record